Closterium sp. Naga37s-1 is the source of this 2019-nucleotide messenger RNA. The record is from the annotation of a GenBank genome assembly. Lineage: Eukaryota; Viridiplantae; Streptophyta; Zygnematophyceae; Desmidiales; Closteriaceae.
AUGUGGCUGGCGUGCACUAAAGGAAUGCCAUUGAUUCUUCCCUCCCAACCCAACCCCACAUCCGUCAUCACCCCCCAACCCACCUUCUACUUCCCCCUCCCCCCCCUUCUUGUCGGUGCCAGCCACGGCAGCAGCGGCAGCACGGAGUGCCACGGCGGCAGCAGCAGCAAGAAGGCGGGGAGUGGUAGCAGCUAUACCAAAGGACAGGCGGGGGGCGCUUCCACGGCGGCUGCAGCAGCAAAAAGGCGGGGAGUGGUAGCAGCGAUAAGCAAGGACAGGCGGGGGGCGCUGGUGGAGGAGGAGGGGCGAGUGGAGUGGAGGAGGCGGUUAAAAGGCUCAAGGGCGUUCGAGUUCGAGUCACCUCUGAAAGAGGCGGGGCAGGUGGACGAGGCGGGGCAGGUGGACGAGGCGGGGCUCGCACCCACCCACUCCCAGCUGAGCAAGGGUGGAAAUGAGAAAGAGGGCUGGCCGUACAGCACGAGAGUGGCUCUAUUGCAAUCACUUGUGAGAACUUUUGAGAAUUCUCCAAACACCGCCAGAGCGGGCGGGGCAGCAGUGCAGCAGGAGAGGGUGGAGGCGCUCAAGGCGCUGCGCCAGCUGCUCUCGGCCAAUCACAGCCCGCCACUUGGCGCUGCCGUGCGCUGCGGCGCUGUGCCCCUGCUGGCGGAGUGCCUGGCGUUUGGAGCCCCAGAGGAGCAGCUGCUAGAGGCGGCGUGGUGUGUGACCAACAUAGCGUCUGGGGAGGCGGAGGAGACGCGUGCCGUGCUGCCCUGCGCUGCCCUGCUCAUCGCCCACUGCACUGACUCCCCGUCACCAGCGAUAGCGGAGCAGUGUGUGUGGGCGGUGGGCAACAUAGCAGCAGAGGCGGACGACCUGCGAGCACAGCUGCUGGAUCAGGGCGCCCUGCCCGCCCUCACCCGCCUGCUGCUCGCCGCUGCCUCUGCCCUCACUGCUGGUGGGGGCAGCACGGGGGCUCGCUGGUUGACGGCACAGGCGCCAGCAGCCAUGGCAUCGCUGGCAAAGACGGUGGCAUGGGCGCUUUCUUCUCUCAUCAAGGGCCCCAGCCCCCGCGCAGCCGUUGAUCUGGUGAAAUCCGACGGUGUGGAUGCUGCUAUCGUGGCCCUUCUAUCAUCAGGCAAUGCAGAGGCGGCGGUGGAGGCAGCAUGGAUAGCAGCGUAUGUGACAGCGCUCUCAGACGCGAGCACAGAGAGGCUCGUGGCUGCCGGGCUGGUAGAGGCCCUCGUGCCUCUGCUCACCGCCACCACUGAUGUCGUCUUGCUCACUCCCGUGGUUCGGGCAAUAGGCAACCUGACAGCAGGAGAUUCCAGCAGAACCACUCGCCUGCUGACAGCUGGCACACCCUUUCAAGCUCAACCCAUCCCUGCCCCAGCCUCACCGGGUGUGGUAGCAGCAGCAGCGGCAGGGCCCGGGUUGUUAGGACUGGCAGAGUGUCUUGAGAACAAACACCACGGGCUGAAGAAGGAGACGGCAUGGGCAGUAUCCAACGUGACAGCUGGCGACAGCUGGCACAAGGCGGCUGUGAUUGGUGGAGACGCCAUGGGGGGAGGAGCGGGGAUGGGAGGAGCAGGCAAAGCGUCGAGAAUGUACGAGCUGCUCGUGCAUUUGCUCCGCACGGCACCCUUCGACAUCAAGAGAGAAGUCGCCUUUGCUCUCGCGAAUCUCUGUGUGGAUCCUGCGGAGCAAGAGCCAAUAGGAGAGCGCCGCAUGGCGGUCCAGCAGUCGCGCGUGGCAGCACUAGUGGACGCGGGGUGCCUGCCGCCCUUCCUCUCCCUCAUCCGCUCAGCAGAUGCUGACGCUGUGCGGCUCGGCCUGCAGUUUACCGAAGUGGUCCUGCGUGUACUACCAGACAAAAGAGGCCCACGGCUGGUGGAGGAGGCGGACGGCAUUGAUUCGAUAGAAGCAGCUCAAUUUGUAGGCAAUGAGGAGCUACACUCCAUGUCAAGCUAUCUUGUCGACACAUACUUUGGGGAAGACUACGGACUGGAAGAGGGAGGGUAG